Danio rerio (zebrafish) is the source of this 1605-nucleotide messenger RNA. RefSeq names its product cilia and flagella associated protein 184 (gene cfap184). The record is from RefSeq and is marked provisional. Lineage: Eukaryota; Metazoa; Chordata; Actinopteri; Cypriniformes; Danionidae. Gene Ontology annotation, cellular component: cilium.
GCGAAUGCUUGUGAUUGGCUCUUGCUAUAGGUGUCCAUGGCAACACGUACGAACACAAAAUAGUUGAUGCCAGCGCUUCUUCAAGAGCUCAAGAGAAACUACAUCGAACUAAUCUUGAUAAACGCAACCUUCUUUAAGACGUAAAAUGGAAGAGGAGUCAUUAGAGUACACUCACGAGGAAAGCUUUGUUUUAGAAACUGACACACUAAUGGAAAACACUAAAACCCUUGAAGGUCCUGCAGACGCAGAGCAGGUCAUGGAGGAAGAAACUGAGGAACCUGAAGCUCCUAAUAAUCCAGAAGCUGUAGAGGAAGAUAAGGCCGAGCAGCUCUUAACAGAAGACACGUCUGUGCCUGAGACCAGUGAACAACAGACCGGUGAAAUCCAGAUUGAGCAACAUUUGAUAACAGAAGAGGACCCCCUUAUGAAUGAGACUUUGGAGGACACUGAGGGUCCUGAAACAGAACCAUCCCUUGAAGACUCUGAGGAUGAAGAAGAAGAGGAAGAAGAUGAGGAGAAUAGUCUUCCAGCUCCUGAGCCGGAGAAUGAGAGGUCCAUCAGCCCUCCUGAAGAACCACAGGCUCAUACAGAAGAUGAGGAAGUUGACCCCAGCAUCAUCAAGGAAAAGAUGGAGCUGCUGCAUAAACUACAAUCAGAGAACGAAAAGCUUAACAAGAUAAACCAACAACUGCAGACCAGAAUAGCAGAACACUUUAGUAAGAAGAAAGGGGAUCAACAUGUCAAGUUAGACGAGGAUAUCUCAGAGCAGGAGCAGUAUGAGAAGUACAUGCAACUGAUAGCGGACAUGAAAGAGCAGCAGCUGCAUUUCUCAAAGCUUCACCAGGAGCGGAUGGAGGAUCUCCAUCUACAGAGCUCAGAGAAACUCAAGCAGGUGGAGCAAGAGCUGAGAUUCUUUGCUGCACUGAAAUAUGAAACUGUGAUGAAGGCCUCACUGACUGGUAAGGUGGGCAAACAGGAAACACUGGCAAAGGUGGAGCUGCUGAAGGCGGAGGAAUUGAAGCAGGAGGAUAAGUUGGUUUGUGUGCGGCUCAACAAUAUCAAGUUGAAGAAUAAAAUAUCUAAGUAUGAGAGGGCGCUCAGGUCUAAACGGGAACUGGUGGAUGGGCUCCUGCUGAUGGACUUUGAGCAGCUCAAAACAGAAAACCAGUCUUUCAUGGACAAGCUGGAGGAGAGGAGUGAAGAGCUACAUCGACUGAAAAAGAAGGUCGCAAGCUCUGUGCAGGGCAUUUCCCAUGUGAAAGAGAAGCUUCAUUUCAUGCAGAUGGAGAAUAAGGCCAAACACACUCAACUGGCGCAGACAGACACACUGGUGGCUCUCAAGCGUGAAGUGCUGACACGAACCCGACAGGUCCGCGAUGGCCUGCGCACAGAUAAUCUGAAGCUUCAGCAGCGCUCUGGUUUAAUGGGAAACACCACACUGCUGCAGGACUAUGAGGAGAAGAUGGACACGUCUGAAAACCUCCAGCAGAAGCUCGAGAUGCUAAAGAAACAUCACGCUGAACUCUCAAUGAAGUGUGCUGGAGUCCAGAGGAAGAUUAAAGACAGCAGAUUAGAGAGACAGUGACCCCUUCAGCCAGCUGUUUC